AUGAUGUGUAAAGUGGUUCUUCUAUUCGCCUUAUUGGCUUUGGGUCAAGCAGCGCCUGCCCCUAGCGACAUCUUGACGUACUCCGACGUCUAUCCAGGCGUAGAGACCUACGCCAGUUACUCGGACGUGGUCCAGGGAGCGCCAAUAAUUUCCCUGCCCAUCGUAGACACCGUUCCCGUGGUACAAUAUGGCUAUGAUCAAAUUUUGGUUUAG
This is a messenger RNA of Leptosia nina, 213 nucleotides long. NCBI's taxonomy places the organism in Eukaryota, Metazoa, Arthropoda, Insecta, Lepidoptera, Pieridae. The record is from the annotation of a GenBank genome assembly.